UUAUGUAGUUGAUGUGAACAUCUUUUCCAGUUAAAUUGUUAAAAGUUUAUAGUUGUUUCAAGGGAGAUUUUUUUUUUGCAUAAUUUUAACUAUCUUGUAUACAAGUAUUUAAUUUCAAAUUUGUAUUUAAAAAAAGUCUCAAAUGGAAAGACUAAAAAUGGCAUCUGUAUAUUUUGGAUUCUUUAUUUUUUAUUUUAACUUAAUCGAAGUUAAAGCGUCAACUGCGUAUUCACAACAUUUAUGGAAUUCAAUUGAAAAGAAUGUUGAAAAAAUGACAAUCAACAAAAGUUACGCUCAAGACGAUUGCGUUCGAAAUUACAAUUCUUUAAUCAACGUUUUUAAACUUUCGUCAUCACUUAAAAAAGUUAUGCUGCAGAAAAAUUUGAACUGUCCGAAUAGUGAGUUUUUGCGCCAAAAAAGAAGCACACUUUCAUGGAGAGUUCCUGAUGGGUUACCAACUGGCACAGCAAUUAGUUUUUGCAGUUCUCCUACUUGCUGCACUCCUAAAAAAUCUUUGAACCCGGGUGGUGGUUUCUUUAAUUUAUGUAGAGAAUGUUUACACCAAAUCAUGCUUCCAUCAAGAUAUACGCCUCGUCUACUACAUUUUGUUACUUGUCAAGAUGUAGACUUUACUGAGUCUUGUUUAUCCGGAGAAGGUUCUUGCACAACAAAUAUGGUAUCAAAUUUAGUGCUGGAUACUUAUACAAAUCAACGGUUAACGUUUGUUUUUGGAGGUUCUUGUUCUUGUGAAAUUCGCAGAGAUUCAGUUUUUACACCAUUUAUAUAGAAAAAUUUACUUUUUUUUCUGGUACUAUGUUUAGAUCUUUAAUUUUUGUUUAACUUUUAAUACCUUU
This is a messenger RNA of Hydra vulgaris (swiftwater hydra), 854 nucleotides long. RefSeq lists its product as uncharacterized. The record is from RefSeq and is a predicted model, not a curated record. NCBI's taxonomy places the organism in Eukaryota, Metazoa, Cnidaria, Hydrozoa, Anthoathecata, Hydridae.